Periophthalmus magnuspinnatus is the source of this 2749-nucleotide messenger RNA. Its product is annotated as nuclear factor 7, ovary-like. NCBI's taxonomy places the organism in Eukaryota, Metazoa, Chordata, Actinopteri, Gobiiformes, Gobiidae. Gene Ontology annotation, molecular function: protein binding. The transcript is spliced from 8 exons. The record is from RefSeq and is a predicted model, not a curated record. The coding region runs from base 70 to 1908 and encodes 612 amino acids.
GUGGAGGGAGGAGUUUAAGCAGAAAUGAAACUGAUCAGAGUCUGAGGUCUGAGCUGCAGAGUUUAAGACAUGGCGUCCAGUUUUUCCAGUACUGCCCCUUCCCCUCCUGCUGACCCUCUGGAGAGGCAGCUCAACUGCUCCAUCUGCAUGGAGAUGUUUGUGGAGCCGGUCACCACCAGCUGUGGUCACUCCUUCUGCAGAAGAUGUCUGGACAGGGCCUUAAGACUGAACACCUCAGCAUGUCCUCUGUGCAACAACUACUUACAGAGAACACCUGACGUGAACAUCGUACUGAGGAAUGUGAUAGAGGAGAUAAAGAAAGAGAGAGAAGAGGAGGAGCUGAGGAGGAGGGAGAGAGAGGAGGAGAUGAGGAGGAGAGUGAGAGAGGAGAUAGAGGUGUGGAAGAGGAGAAAGGAGGAGGAGAUGAGGAGGAGAGUGAGAGAGGAGAUGGAGGUGUGGAAGAGGAGAAAGGAGGAGGAGGAGGAGAGGAGAGAGCGGGAGAGACAACAAGAAGAAGAGAGGAAAAAGAGGGAGGAGGAAGAAUGUGAUCCGAGGAGGUUCAGGGGGAGACCAGGACAAGUACCCUGCAACAUCUGCACCAAGAUGGCCGCCACGAAGUCCUGCCUGAUCUGCCUCGUCUCGUACUGUGACGAGCACCUCCAAACACACGCAGCUAACGGCAGGUUGAAGGGGCACAAACUGGUGGAUCCGGUGGAGGAUUUGGACCAAAGGGCUUGUCUGACUCAUGGGCGCCCCCUGGAGCUGUACAGCAGAAAGCAGAACAAGUGCAUCUGUGUGUUGUGUAUGGAGUAUGGAGAGCAGGGGGUGGUGUCCACAGAAGACGAGUGGACCAACAAGAAGGCAAAACUCAUGAACACGAUCGAGGACCUGAAAGAGAGCAUCGUGAAGAGGAAGACCAAGAUGGAGGACGUCAAUGCCUCUCUGAAAAGCUGCAAGGAUCUGUUGGACGCUGAGUGGUGGGACAUUGACGCCGUCUUCUCCGCGGCGUUGGCCGCAUUAGAAGCGGCUCAGGCCAACGCGCUCAGACCGGUGGAGGAGAGGAGGCAGCGUCUGACCCAGGAGGCCACUGAUCUGUGUGAGACACUGCAGACCGAAGUGACCGCGCUGGAGAUGACCAUCAGCGAACUCAAUCACAUAUCUGCGUUUGAGGAUCAUGUGCUGUUUCUGCAGAAAUAUCCUUCCGUAAAAGAACCUGGGGUCAAAGACUGGGCGGCCGUGGAGCUGGACACUUGCAUAAAUUUUGGCUCUUUAAGAAAAAUUACAGCUGCAGCGAUGGAGCAGAUUCAGGGUCAUCUGGACAAGCUCACGGCUCUGGAACUCAAGAGGAUUACGGAAUUUGCAGUGGAUGUGACCCUCGACCCGAACUCAAGCCACAAACGCCUGGUUCUGUCCAAAGACCAAAAAGAAGUGAUCGACGGAGAAACAGAGCAGGAAGUCAGCGACGAUGUGAAGAGAUUUGAUGUUUUCGGGAGCAUCCUGGGGUCUGAGGGGCAGGACAGCGGCUCCAGGGCCUACUGGGAAGUGCAGGUCGGGGGCAAGAGCGGCUGGGACCUGGGCGUAGCAUUGGCUAAAGCUAACCGCAAAGGGAAGCUAACACUGAGCCCAGACGAAGGGUACUGGGCUAUAGUGCACUAUGAGGGGGAUAAGUAUGCAGCCCUGACAGCGCCCCCUGUCUUUGUGCAGCUGAAGCACAAGCCGCAGAAGGUGGGGGUGUUUUUAGAUUACGACGAAGGGCUGCUGUCUUUUUACAAUGUGAUGGAUAAAGCUCAUAUGUACUCUUUUACUGAAGCAGAUUUUAAAGGAGAAGUGUUCCCGUACUUUAGUCCACAUGUUAAAAAUGAGGGAAACACAGGGGCCUUGAUUAUUUCUACGCUUAAUUCCAGUUAAAGAUAUAUUAUGGAUUUUUCUGUCCUCACUUGGUUUAAAAACAUAGACUGUUUAUAUAAAUGGACGUAGCUAACGUGCUAGCUGCUACGUUCCAAACAGGAGAUAUCGAGAUAUGAACAUUAUAACAGACAAAUCAGAUGCCUUGGUGACUCUCACUAGUGUUAGCAAAAAGGUUUGAUUGACAGUUACCGUGUCCCAGUUCAACGGCUGCUCCGUUCGAAGGGCCCGGUCGACAAAGGUGUACUCCUCCGUGGACCGCAAAGGCCUUACUGAACUGGGACUGUAGGUGCGCUUACAUUACUGCCGCUUACGUUACGUCGCCUAGCAGCUGUUUUUUUAUUGCUGAUUUUUAUUCACAUUUUAGCAGUUUCAUGUAGCACUGUUGUAGGUGAGGGACACCAGUACUUACAUUUAAAAGUGUAUUCCGUCGCAGCAGCGGACUCCAUUUUCUCCUGUAGAAGAAGUGAUGCAUGAUGAGAUAUAGAAGGACACGAAGGAAAGUGUGCAACUGUCAAAUUGGGACACGGCAAUUGUUGCUAACCACAGGGCGUUACCUUCAACAGCCUCACUCCUGAUUGGCUCUUUGGUUGCUAUGACUCUCAUGAUCAGAAUUUCAAAUACAAAACUUGGCUCCAAAUCAUCUCAUAUACCUGCUCGAGCCUCGAUGAGCCUCAUUUGGAGCUGAACACUGUGGGUGACGUCAGACUCAGUCACUUCUUUAUACAGUCUGUGGUUGAUAUUUACACCUUUUUGGGUGAGGAAAAUACAUGUACCACUUUAAGACAGUUAUGAACCCUGAAUCCUUCUUAAUAAAAUAUUUGCUCAUUAUGACUCAAGUCUU